AUGAACACUCUCAUGGCCAGUGCCCGCUCCCUCUCUGAACGCCCGCGAAACCUCCUCCUCACCUUCGACGCGUUUGGAACCCUUUUUUACCCUCGUCCACCUGUCCCACAGCAAUACGCGGCUGUUGCGCAUCAAUUCGGUCUGUCCCGCGCUGCUGUCACCCCUCAAGCAAUCGAACGAGCCUUUGGAGACGUUUACCGCACACAUUCGAAACGCUGGCCUAACUACGGUCGCGCUGAUGUGCUUCGGGGAAAAUAUGGUGGACCCCAGCAGUGGUGGGAAGAGGUGAUGCGGGAGUGCUUCGUGCGCGUUCUGGCUCCCCAAGGUAGCCACUUAACCCCGGAAGGGUUGCCCCAAACGCCCUUUGAGCUUCCCCAGGGGAUGGUUGAUACCUUACUUCAUCGAUUUGCCAGUGAUGAGGGGUAUGCGCUCUUCGACGAUGUCAUUCCCUUCUUUGAGCGCAUGCGCGAGCUACGACGCUCCUCCACUCGGCACUUCGAUCGUGUUGUGGUAGGUGUGGUCACCAAUUCCGAUGAUCGAGUUCCUGCUGUUCUGAAGGCGUUGGGGCUGCGAGUGGGCGAUUUGCGUGCCGAUCAGGAUAUGUCCAGUAUGGAGCUCCCUGGGUUCGAGCAACGAACCAGUUCCAACGAUGCGAGCUCCUUGGGCCAUCUAGACAACGACUUGGACUUCGUCAUAACCAGUUACGAGGCUGGUGAGGGAAAGCCGAAUCGACUUAUCUUCGACAUCGCCAAGCGGCAAGCUCGUUUAUUAGCAAGCACGUAUGGCCCCGUUCAAGGUUCACUUACUCCAGACGAGACAGAUGACUGGGUCUGUGUCCAUGUCGGAGAUGAAUAUGAGAAAGACUACCGCGCUGCAGUAGACGCCGGAUGGAAGAGCUAUUUGGUCCGUGCGGAUGGGGAAUACCCUGCGAAGACUCUUGGCUCGUUGUUGGAAUUGAUCCUUGAACUGAAGAUCUGA
This is a messenger RNA of Penicillium salamii, 978 nucleotides long. The record is from the annotation of a GenBank genome assembly. Lineage: Eukaryota; Fungi; Ascomycota; Eurotiomycetes; Eurotiales; Aspergillaceae.